AAUUAAUUCCAAAAAAAUCAAUUACUAAAAACCAAUUUUAAUUUUAGGGACAAUUAUUUAAAAAAACAUCGACAACCACGUCAGGGAGCAAUAAAGCAACCUAAUUUACGAGUUUACAUGGUUAAUUUUUUAAACAUUUUAUCAUCACUUCAUAGUAAAACCCUAAAUCCACCUUUACUUUACCCAAUUUAAUUAAAUCAGCCACUAGUUCCCCUUCCCCGGCGGCGACAAAGCUGAUACGACAUUUUUUCACUUCCAACAAGGGUUACAGAAAACGAUGUCACUUUGGCGAUUUGAAUUCAAACUUGAUACUCCUCGGAAGCUUGAAUAUGUGCGGAUUCCAAGUCGUAUGACAAAGGAGGUGCAAGAAUUAUGGGUGAAGAGAGGUGUCACAGAUGGGGUUUUACGUCUCCAUCGCGGUACUGAGAACAAACAGUAUCCUACCCGAUUUAGACAUGUUUUUACGGGUCCAGGGAAGUUCAAAACCUAUUUAGGUGAAGGAUGGGGGGAGUUUGUAUCCUCAAACAGUAUACAAAUGGAAGACCGCAUCCAGUUAUUGCUAGAGGACGACGAUUUAAUGCUUUAUCAGGUUAGGAUUUGGCGUGCUGAUAAAGAAAUUACAAUAGUGGACCCCCAUGUACUCAUAGAGAAUGAUGGUUCAAUAAGUGACGUGGACUCGAUGGAGUAUGUGCCAAGUGAGAUUUUAUUUAAAAUACCCACAUUCGAGUUCACAUUCUCCAAGGGUUACUUUGACAAACCUGGAAUCAACAUUCCAGUAGUUUUCGCCCGUGCACAUUUCCAUGGUCUUAAAGACGGAACUCCAGUUGAAAUGUAUGUCAAUAAGUGGUGGAAAGGAGUAAUGCGCAUCAAGUUUGACACAAACAACAAGAUUUUAACCUGCACGGUAAAAAAAAGGAGUACCAUAAAUGAUGGCGGGUGAAGGGGUUGAACUUGGUGAAAAGAUUUCGGUUAACUUGGAAGGUAUGGAACCCCCAGUUUUACACAUCACAUUCACCUGACGUUUUCAAGUAAACAAGAUGGUUUAUUUAUGUAAUAUUUGGAUAUAACUUAAUCUAUUAUCUAGAUCAUCCCUCAAUGGAUCAUGGUUCAUAUUAGGACAUGGUCCUUUGCAGUUGUCAUAUGUGUCUUAUACUGUUGUUAAUGCUAGUUUCUGUUUUAUGGGGAUUGAGAAUUUGUGAUAGUAUUCUUUAUGAAGCUUUAAGCUUCCAUAAGACAAAUUUCACACA
Molecule: messenger RNA, 1247 nt
Organism: Chenopodium quinoa (quinoa)
Lineage: Eukaryota; Viridiplantae; Streptophyta; Magnoliopsida; Caryophyllales; Amaranthaceae
Exons: 4
Coding region: 278-940 (220 amino acids)
Source: RefSeq, a predicted model, not a curated record